This is a messenger RNA of Dibothriocephalus latus, 516 nucleotides long. NCBI's taxonomy places the organism in Eukaryota, Metazoa, Platyhelminthes, Cestoda, Diphyllobothriidea, Diphyllobothriidae. The record is from the annotation of a GenBank genome assembly.
AUGUACUAUCCAGUCUCCCUUGUCGUUGCCGAAAUGCUAACAACGCUUUUCAGAAUUAGGAAGGUGCCAACUUCCAUUUGCUACUUCGAUUGCACGCCCAGCUGUACAUUUGAGGGCGAGAGCAGCGCGACAGUUUGCAAAGUGCCCGAGACGCUAGCCGCCGUGGUGAUGUCCUGUGACUACCGCAUCCUGAAUUCCGCCACGAUCCUCGUCAAGUAUACUGUGAACAUGGAAGCCCUGGACAGUACUGGUAACUGGAGUUGUGAGUACCAGGGCGUGAGGGCGCGGCCUCUGCUGCUUCAGGCUGCGGAACAGCAGACUUCCACACAGCCUCUGCCGCCUCCGAGAGGCCUCUCGUCAACUGAGUCAACGACUGCCGAGCCUGUCGUAGUGGAGGCUUCUAUGCCGAACAAACUUCCAGAUAAGAAGGUAGGUGUCCGGAAAGACUUGAGGGGACCGAGUCUGAUAUUGCUGCUAGUAUUUAACCUUCUGCUGACUAGCAGUGUAGCUGAGUAA